AUGGGUUUCGUAGAUCGUGGAGGAGGACGCGAGUCGAAGGGUGGCACUCUUCGUCGAUCAAAGAAAAAUCCCGGCGCAUCAGCCGCACGAAAGGCCUCAGCGGCAAAGCAGCCACAACAUGCCACACGUAUCCCACCGACGAUGCCGCCUUUUACAAAUGAGACGCCGCAUAUUGACGCCGCAGUAGCGAUAUUGGCUCGUAAACUAGAAGCGGACCGUGGUGUGCUUAUGGCAAGGGCAUCGCAGGAAAGUGGAGUAGCCGCUAUUUUAACGUGGUGUGCAGAUUUUGAGCGACAGGAGGCGCUUUUGGAUCUUUGUCGUCAACACAAUGCCACCACCACGACAUCAACAACAGGAGGAGGAUCUAAUGCUGGUAAUGGUAAUAUGUACUGUGUUGUGGGAGUACAUGUGAAUAACGUGGAUCGUAUGCAUAAGAAGGUGCAACAGAAUUGGGUGGAGAGUGUUGCAGCAUGGGGAAAGCAGCCAGUUGUCUUGGGAAUACUUUCCGGAAUUAAUCUCGAGCGUGAUAGUGGUACACACUUUGCACAAGAGUGGCUGCUGGAGCAACUCUGGUACACAGCUGGUGCAUUGCAACUCCCACUCGUUCUACACCUCUGUCAUGAGACCUCUACUAGCGGUAAUAAUAAUAAUAAUAAUAAUAAUAAUAAUAAUAAUAAUAAUAAUAAUAAUAUUGGUAGUAGUAAUAGUAUUGAUAUUAGUGGUACUAUUGCUGAUAAUGUAACAGAUUCCAAUCCAACAGUAGAUCGUGCUGCAGAUUUACUUUCGGAUUUAAUGUCUCGCAAAGAUGAUGAAGAUAAUAAGAAGGAUGGUGAUGGUGAUAGUCAAAUAAAUACAAAAAAGAAACCCACUGCCAUUGUUCUAUACAAUGGUGUUGGUGCAGUUGCCUGUUCAUCUGCGAUGAGAACACUUCUUAAGCGUUGUGUUCCAUCACAAAAUUCUACGGAAGCAACUACAGAGAAUGUAGAAAAUGUAGAUCCCAUAGUUCCUAUUUACGUUAUUGCCACAGCUGAAGGUCUCACAGAUGGAGAAAAUAAAAAUCAACCUACUGAUAAAGAAUUUAAUGUCAUAUCAACAAGUAAGUCAUCUUUUUCUGUGGCAUUGCGGGAUCACAUUGCACUUUCACAACUUCUUAUAGGUACAGGAGCUCCGUGGAAUACUCCACAGAACAUUCCUGAUGAACACAUACGUACAAUGCCUAACGAACCAGCUAAUUACCGUUAUGUCGCUACUGCUAUAUAUGAAGUACUUACUAAUGGGUCACCAGAUCAUCCUUUGAAAAUAGAACAACUUUAUUCUACCGUACGUGAUAAUUUCCUUCGUGCCUUUUUUAAUGCAGAUACUUCUAAAUAUCAACAACAAGAAAAAGAGGAAGAAGAAGAAGGUGAAAAAGCGGAAGAGGGAGAGAAGGAAGAAAAAGGUAAAACGGAGGAUUUAACAGGCUCAGCGGUAGUUCCCUCUGCCCCUCUUCCCAGAGUUCACUUUGAUCCGCAGAUUACCGCUGCACUUGAUAACGUACAUGUGAGUGGAGAUUCUACGCGUUACUUCCUCUGUUUCAAGUGCCGUCGUAGACUUUUUAAUGAGGCUUCUCUCCUAACGCAUCAGCCAGACGCGGUUCGUGUGAACUUUGGCGGUCGUCACAACCGCAAGGCAGGGGGCAACAGUGCGAAUCACAACGACAACAACAAUGGUCGUAGUAAUAUGGGUGAGGCCUGUGAAAGUGUGUUGUUUGUGCCUCUAACGGAAGAUGUGGAUGGUGAUUGGCUCGUGGACGGUGGCGGAGUUGUGGUGGAGCGGCGAAGCGGCACGGUGCGGUGCGGCGGCUGUCAUGCGAAGAUUGGAUCCGCUGGUGAGUUUGUGUGUUGUCCGUGCGGCCGCACAGUUGAGGGGCUCAGUGCCCGCGUGGCGGCCUCUAAAGUAGAGGCCCCUGUGAAGUGUGUGGAUGUUGUCUGUACUGCACAUGCGGCUGGUAAUAGUAAUAGUAAUGUUAAGAGUACUGCUGUUGGUGUUGGUGUGGCGAUGGGGAGUGGACGGGGUGAUCUCGAUGAACUUCUCGCGCAGGCCGCACGGGAGCGGCAGCAGCUGCAGCAGGAGGAAGAAGAAGAAGAGGAAGAUGACGGGGAUGGAAUGGGUAAGAAAAGGAGAAAACAGCCAAAGAAGAAUGUCAAGGCGAAUAACCGAUCAAACUUCACACAUUUUCGUAAUAAGAACUUUGCCCCACGGCAUCAGACAUUGGCUGAGACGUUGGGUGAUAUUCACACCAACCAGGAUAGCGAUAGUGAUGACAGGGAUGAUGAGAGAGAAACAGAACAGUUUAUAAGCAAACAGCAGUCGGGGAAGCGCAAGAAAAAACAAACACAACAGCGUGAAACAGUAAAAGAAUAG
Molecule: messenger RNA, 2403 nt
Organism: Trypanosoma theileri
Lineage: Eukaryota; Euglenozoa; Kinetoplastea; Trypanosomatida; Trypanosomatidae
Exons: 1
Coding region: 1-2403 (800 amino acids)
Cellular component (GO): cytosol
Molecular function (GO): 3'-5'-DNA exonuclease activity
Source: RefSeq, a predicted model, not a curated record